AUGUAUCCUAGUCACACCCAUAAGCCGGCCGAAGGCUCCGCCUCUCCUGUGGUACGUGUCCAACUGUCGUGGCCGAAGCUCUACGAUAAUCGCCGAGCUAUCGUCACCAAAUCGUCGCCGGGCUGCGGCAAAGACUCCAAUAGCUUGCCGUCCCUCAGCGUACCAUUGCCAUGGAAACCGCACGAUCUGGAAAUCCGGGAGAUGGACCUAUUGCAGUACUUUGAACAUAAAGGGUGCCAGGCUCUUACGACUUUUGGCUACGGCGGCUCGAGGGAACUUGGCCGCGUUCUGCUUCGAAUGGCCUUAACUGAUGACUCGCCCUCGGCCACGGUUCUCUUGCGGCUCGUACUCGCCUUCGCGUCCCUGCAUCUCCACGGUAUCCAGAUCUACGCCCUUGAGCAGAAGACAGUCGCCCUGAGCAUGUUGGCGUCAAACUGCCAGGAUAAGGAUCUCGACGUGGACGAGACAAUCUGGCAUGUUGUCUCUGGUAUUAUGCUCUAUUCUUGUGAGGUCCUCCGCCCCUCGUCUACGUCGGGCGACUGGGUCAAGUAUAUAUCUGGGGUUAAGGAGGUGAUCAAGGCCGCCCAAUUGGAGAUCUUCUGCCAAGAUACGCAAGAUGUCAGGUCGCUUUUGGAUUGGGUCUACUACAACGAUGCCAUGGCCCAUUUUAGCCUCCGGCAUUGUGCCAGUGAGGGCGCAAGCAUCCCAUCCCCGUCGACCAUCAUGUGGAACAUUGCUCCCCUCACUCCAUCCCCAGCAACUAAACUUCUCGGACUGCUUAUUGAGAUAUGUGACACUGUCUUGGAGGAUAUGAUUGCAGACACGUCAGACAAUUUCAAACAGUUCGUGAAGAUCCUCGACUGGAAGAUCAAGAUGCUUCCCACGUUAAAUCCUAUGGAGGAGGCCUUCCAUAUAGCUGCGUUGAUCUACCUCGGCCGUGCCUCGGGGACGUUGCUGAAGGAGCCGCUGAAGACGCAAGAGCGGUUGGACAGGGCUUUCGAGCUUCUCCCGGAGCUCGCCUCGUGCGAGAGGCAGUUCCCUAUCUUUAUCCUGGGCUGUGAAGCCCGGACGGACAAGCGGAGGGUGAUUGUGCUGGACCUGAUAUAUAGGACCAUGAACAGUCCAGCGUCGCGGUCCUUCGACCACAUCAGGCUGUUGCUAGAGGCCAUCUGGGCCCAAGAUGAUCUGGAGGAUAACAGACUGCACAAGGAGACGAACUACUGGAAAAAGAUCAAUCUCACGAUGGCGCGCUGCGCAAUUAUACCUAGCUUUGCAUGA
This is a messenger RNA of Xylaria bambusicola, 1278 nucleotides long. RefSeq lists its product as uncharacterized. Gene Ontology annotation, molecular function: transcription cis-regulatory region binding; DNA-binding transcription factor activity. Gene Ontology annotation, biological process: positive regulation of transcription by RNA polymerase II. The transcript has 5 exons. NCBI's taxonomy places the organism in Eukaryota, Fungi, Ascomycota, Sordariomycetes, Xylariales, Xylariaceae. The record is from RefSeq and is a predicted model, not a curated record. The coding region runs from base 1 to 1278 and encodes 425 amino acids. Gene Ontology annotation, cellular component: nucleus.